UAUCAAUCAUUCCUCAAGAUCCAAUGUUAUUUACUGGUCCUUUUCGAAAAAACAUUGAUCCUUUUAAUGAAUAUUCAGAAGAAAUGCUAUGGCAAGUUAUAGAAGAGGUUCAGUUAAAAGACGAUAUUGGGAAGUUACCUGGAGGGUUGGAUACGCACGUAAGUGAAGGAGGUCGAAAUUUCAGCGUUGGACAAAGGCAGUUAAUAUGUUUAGCAAGAGCAAUUCUUCGUGACAAUAAAAUCUUAGUUAUGGACGAAGCAACAUCCAAUAUGGAUAAAGA
Centruroides sculpturatus (bark scorpion) is the source of this 280-nucleotide messenger RNA. RefSeq names its product multidrug resistance-associated protein 4-like. Gene Ontology annotation, molecular function: ATP binding; ATPase-coupled transmembrane transporter activity; ATP hydrolysis activity. Gene Ontology annotation, cellular component: membrane. The annotation marks the transcript as partial. The record is from RefSeq and is a predicted model, not a curated record. The transcript has 3 exons. Lineage: Eukaryota; Metazoa; Arthropoda; Arachnida; Scorpiones; Buthidae. Gene Ontology annotation, biological process: transmembrane transport.